Molecule: messenger RNA, 3461 nt
Organism: Heterocephalus glaber (naked mole-rat)
Lineage: Eukaryota; Metazoa; Chordata; Mammalia; Rodentia; Bathyergidae
Gene: Alg11
Product: ALG11 alpha-1,2-mannosyltransferase
Biological process (GO): protein N-linked glycosylation; dolichol-linked oligosaccharide biosynthetic process
Cellular component (GO): endoplasmic reticulum membrane
Molecular function (GO): GDP-Man:Man(3)GlcNAc(2)-PP-Dol alpha-1,2-mannosyltransferase activity
Source: RefSeq, a predicted model, not a curated record
UCUCAUUGACUAACUCCCGCUAAGGUACCGCCCAUCCAGGCGGGGUCUGUGAGCGCCAAGAGGAAAUCAUGUCCAGUCUCUGGCAGAGUCUAUUGGUUGGAAGGCCGUGGGAAGCUGCCAUAAGUAACCAAUUGAAACACACAACCGGCUCGUGAGGGCGGGUGGAGUAUCGCAAGCUUCCUAAAGAGCCAAUAGAAAAGAGGGACGUCAAAGAGCUUCCUGAGUUCGGGAGUCUGUGGAAGAUGGCGGCUGCCAAAGGCAGUUGGUGUGUGUAUGAGUUGCUGAGGUUUUUUUAUUCAUUAUUUUUUCCUGGGCUAAUUGUGUGUGGAAUUUUAUGUGUAUUUUUGGUUAUUGUGCUUUGGGGAAUCAGACUGCUGCUACAGAGAAAGAAAAGAUCAAUGUCAGCCAGCAAAAAUGGGAAAAACCAAAUGGUGAUUGCAUUUUUUCAUCCAUACUGCAAUGCUGGUGGAGGAGGAGAAAGAGUUUUAUGGUGUGCCUUGAGGACCCUGCAGAAAAAGUAUCCUGAAGCAGUUUAUGUUGUUUAUACUGGUGAUGUUAAUGUCAGCGGUCAACAGAUACUAGAAGGUGCUUUCAGAAAAUUUAACAUCAGAUUAAUCCACCGAGUGCAGUUUGUUUUCUUAAGGAAACGCUACCUUGUGGAAGAUUCACGCUAUCCUUGCUUCACACUGCUAGGCCAAAGCCUGGGAUCCAUUUUCCUUGGUUGGGAAGCGCUGCUGCAGUGUGUUCCUGAUAUUUACAUUGAUUCAAUGGGAUAUGCUUUCACACUCCCUCUGUUUAAGUACCUAGGGGGUUGCCGAGUUGGAAGCUAUGUUCAUUAUCCCACUAUCAGCACUGACAUGCUCUCUGUAGUGAAGAAUCAAGAUGCUAGAUUUAAUAAUGCAGCCUUCAUUAGCAGGAAUCCUUUUUUCAGCAAAGUAAAACUCAUCUACUACUAUUUAUUUGCUUCUAUUUAUGGACUUGUUGGUUCGUGCAGUGAUGUCGUCAUGGUCAAUUCUUCUUGGACCUUAAACCAUAUUCUCUCACUGUGGAAGGUUGGGAAUUGCACAAACAUUGUGUAUCCGCCUUGUGAUGUGCAGACAUUUCUGGACAUUCCUUUACAUGAGAAAAAGACAAUCCCGGGACAUUUAUUCAUUUCCAUUGGCCAGUUCAGGCCUGAAAAGAAUCAUCCUUUGCAGAUCAGAGCCUUUGCUAAAUUGCUGAGUAAGAAGGUGGCUGAGUCGCCUGCAUUACUUAAACUUGUCCUCAUUGGAGGUUGUCGUAACAAAGAUGAUGAACUUAGAGUGAACCAACUGAGAAGAUUGUGUGAGGACUUAAAAGUUCAAGAAGAUGUGGAAUUUAAAAUAAACAUUCCAUUUGAUGAGUUAAAGAAGUACUUGUCUGAAGCAACAGUUGGCCUGCAUACCAUGUGGAAUGAGCACUUUGGAAUCGGAGUGGUGGAGUGUAUGGCAGCUGGCAUGGUUAUCCUUGCACACAAUUCAGGGGGCCCGAAGCUUGACAUUGUCGUUCCUCAUGAAGGAGAGAUAACUGGUUUUCUGGCUGAGAGUGAAGAAGACUAUGCUGAGACCAUGGCCUAUAUUCUUUCCUUGUCAGCAGAGAAGAGACUGGAAAUCAGAAAAAAUGCUCGUGCAUCUGUAAGGAGAUUUUCUGAUCAGGAGUUUGAAGUGUCAUUCCUGUCAUCUGUGGAGAAGUUAUUUGAGUAAUGCCAUAUCUGUGUGGAUGAUCUUAUAUAAAAUCGGCAGAGCUAAUGGUGUUGCUCCAUGGUAGAACAUGUGAUUGGCAUGUGCAGGGCCCAGUGUUCAGUCCCCAGCACCAAAAAAUAAUAAAAUGACUAAAUGCCUUCUAAUGUAAAUAUUUUUCUAAACUCAUUCCCUAUUAUAAUAAAGUCAGAUUGAGCAGUGUUCUCAGAAGACCUAUAUAGACAGGGUAUUCAUUUCAGUGGAAAAAGUCAAAAUUACCUAAAUGGAAAGGAUAAUCUUACAUAUCUUAUAUAAAAAUUUUAUUUUAGUAUUUGGUUUCAAAUACUGAAAAAUACAGCUUUUUUUUCUGCAACGGGUUUGCUAUGAGAGCACAAGUGUGAAAACCACUGCUAAAUCAAAACCAACACAGGAAAGGAAAAGAUUCAUAUCAAUAUCAUCAUCAUCAGACAUGUGGAUUCGGCCAAGUCCAUUGCUACCGGCCAUCUGAUAUACAAAUGUGGUGGCAUCAACAAAAGAACCAUUGAAAAAUUUGAGAAGGAGGCUGUUGGGAUGGAAAAGGAUUUCAAGUAUGCCUGAGUCUUGGAUAAACAAAGCUGAGCUUGAGCAUGGUAUCACCAUUGAGAUCUCCCUGUGGAAAUUUGAGAGCAACAAGGAUGUGACUAUCAUUGAUGCCCCAGGACACGGAUUUUAUCAAAAGCAUGAUUAAAGGCACAUCUCAGGCUGCUGGUGUUGGUGCAUUUGAAGCUGGUGUCUUCCGUGAGCAUGCCCUUCUGGCUUUCAUGCUGGGUGUGAAACAACUAAUUGUUGGUUUUAACAAAAUGGAUUCCACUAAGCCACCCUACAGCCAGAAGAGAUACAAGGAAAUUGUCAAGGAAGUCAGCACUUACAUUAAGAAAAUUGGCUACAACCCUGACACAGUAGCUUUUGUGCCACUUUCUGGUUGGAAUGGUGACAGCGUACUGGAGCCAAGUGCUAACAUCCCUUGGUUCAAAGAGUGGAAGUUUACACAUGAAGAUAGCAAUGCCAGUGGGACCCCACUGCUUUAAGCUUUAGAUUGCAUCCUACCACCCACUCAACCAACCAACAAGCCUUUGUGGCUGCCUCUCUAGGAUGUCUACAAAAUUUGUGGUUAUUGGUACCAUCCCUGUGAGCCAAGUGGAGACUGGUCUCAAAUCUAACAUGGUGGUCACCUUUACAUCAGUCCAUGCCACAACUGAAGUAGUCUGUUGAAAUGCACCAUGAAGCUUUGAGUGAAGCGCUUCUUGGGGACACUGUGGGCUUCAACAUCAAGAAUGUGUCUGUCAAAGAUUUUGUCAUAGCAACGUUGCUGGUGACGGCAAAAAUGACCCACCAAUGGAAGCAGCUGGUUUUACUGCUCAGGUGAUUAUUCUGAACCAUCCAGGCCAGAUCAGGGCUGGCUGUGCCCCUGCACUGGAUUGCCACACAGCUCACACUGCAAGUUUGCUGAGAUAAAAGAAAAGAUUGAUCACUGGUCUGGUAGGAAGCUGGAAGAUGGCCCCAAAUUCUUGAAAUCUGGUGAUGCUGCCAUUGUUGACAUGGUUCAAGGCAAGCCCAGGCAAGAGCUUCUCUUCACUCUCCAGCUCUGGGUCGUUUUGCUGUUCAUGAUAUGAAACAGAUAGUUGAUGUGGGUGUCAUCAAAGCAGUGGACAAGAAGGCUGCUGGAUCUAGCAAGGUCACCAAGUCUGCCCAGAAAGCUCAGAAGGCUAAAUGAAUAUUAUCCCU